Molecule: messenger RNA, 1103 nt
Organism: Aureococcus anophagefferens
Lineage: Eukaryota; Pelagophyceae; Pelagomonadales; Pelagomonadaceae
Exons: 2
Source: RefSeq, a predicted model, not a curated record
AUGAACGGGGGCGGCGGCGUCGCGCGGCGCGGCGCGCACCUCUUCGGGGAAAACGUGUCGCGGACCGGGGCCUACCUCCGGGACGUUCGAGGCAUCGCCGACGGCUACGCGCCGUCCCUCUACUGCCACGCGCGGGACUCCGUGGUCUGGUCGGAGGCGUUCCUGGCGACGCUCAAGCCGUACGAGCGGCUCAAGCUCCACACGCGGCGCGUCGACAAGAAGCUCAUCCCCUUUUACGUCGACCGGUUCCCGACGGGCGCGGCUUUGUUCAGGGACCACUUCGAGUGCUUCCUCGUGCCCGACCUGGACGAAUGGUUCGGCUUCCAUACGCUCCCGUCGCGCCACGCCGCCGACGUCGGCGUCGAGAGCUUGCUCGCGCCCGUGCGCGACCGCCUCGAGGAACUGGUCGUCGAGAUCACAAACAGGCGCGACGGCCUGCGGUCGGUCGGCGGGGACUCCUUCCGCGACGUCACGACUGCCGUCGACGCGCACCGCCAAACUCUAGCCGCCCUCAACGCCACGGUCCAGGCCAUGGACGCGGACCUGGGGGCGGUAGAAACGCGCGUCGACGAAGCGUUCGCGUGGCCCGCGAUCGCGGAGGCGUACCACGCCGUGGACCGCGGAGGCUUCGUCGGCACCUGCGGCACGGCGGACCGGCCCCCGAAGCUCCGCGUCGCCAUCCACGUGCGCCUCGGGGACCUCAAGGCGAACGACCGGGGCGCGCGCGACGCCGCGGAAGCGCUCCGCGCGUCCCUCCGCGUCGCCGCGGACCUCCAGCACCGCGAAGCGGCGACGAAGGGCAGGGUCCACGUCCUCGUCGUCAGCGACUCGUCCGCGGCGGAGAUCGUCGCGGCCCUCGCGCGCGCGCCGUCGAGGCGCCAGCGGCCCGUCGCCGUCGAGCGCCCCGCGCGGCGCUGGAGCGACGGCGUGUCGCACUUCGAGGAGGCGGCGACGUCCGGCCUCCGGCCCGGGGAUUUGACGUUGACCUUCCUCGGCGCGGGCAACCCGCUCGUCGCCCUCGACUGCCUCGCGUCCGCGAACGUCGUGCUGAGUCCCUGCGUGACGCCGGACCCGCUCUUCUCGCUCCCGACGAACGACAACAC